GUCACUGCUGCUUGCCGUAGCUACUUGUAAACACGGAAGUAAAUCGCUCCUUCACUCCUGAGCGUCAUGUGCUUUGGAAACCUCUGGCUGACAAGCUCAAAAUAAUUCCCUGUCAGCUUGUAGACUCUUAACUUCAACUAUUUGGGUCUUACAUCUUUGUUAGCGUAUCUAUGUUGACAGACAGACUGUGUAUUAUGCAAGAGGAGUGUUUUUGCUGUUGCUGAAAGCUCAGCAGAUAGUGUUCGGUAGCUUAGCCCUUUAGCUUAGCUUUGGGGAAUGGCAGGUCAAGUGGAGAGAACGUUUCAGUUUGUGAUCGUGGGAGGAGGCAUCGCAGGUGUGACGUGUGUUGAGCAGCUGUCAUCCCAGAUCCCGUCAGCUGAGGUGGCUCUGAUCACAGCAGGUCCUCAGAUCAAGGCAGUGACCAACUAUAAACAGGUGUCGCAGACGCUGGAAGAGUUUGAUGUGGAGGAGCGUCCAUCCAGUGUUCUGGAGGAGAAGUUUCCCAACCUGACUGUAAUCCAGUCUUCUGUCAAAUCCCUUCACACACAGUCACAUAGAGUGGAAACUGCAGAUGGCCGGGAGUUUGGUUAUGAGAAGCUGUGUAUCUGCAGUGGGGGCAGACCUAAGCUCCUAACCCAGGAAAACCCUUAUGUGUUGGGGAUAAGGGACACAGACAGUGCCCAGGAGUUUCAGAAGCGGUUAUCCAGUGCAAAGAGAAUUGUUGUUGUUGGAAAUGGUGGAAUUGCCUUGGAAUUAGUGUAUGAGGUAGAAGGCUGUGAGGUGAUCUGGGCUGUGAAGGACAAGGCCAUAGGAAACACAUUUUUUGACGCGGGGGCUGCCCAGUUCUUCAUCCCGUCACUGGAGGCUGACAAACCUGAGAGAGCUGCUCCCUGUAAGAGGCCACGCUACACCACAGAGGAUCCAGCAGUCGGGACAUCACACACCUUCACCGCAGAUAGAAAUUCACGAGGGCAUGGUGCCGGGCCAACAGAGCCUGGUAGUGCCCUCGGUCCAGACUGGCAUGAAGGAAUAGCUCUCAGAGGAGCAGAACAGGUGUCCCGCAGAGUUUCGGUGGAAUACCAGUGUGAGGUGGAAAAGAUCUUCACCUCUGAGGAGCUGCUCAAUUCCCAACAGCAAACACUUGGACCUGAGAAUGCUGGAGCAUGGCCAGUUUACAUCCAGCUGACCAAUGGCAAGACUUUUGGCUGCGAUUUUGUCGUCAGCGCCACCGGGGUUGUGCCAAACACAGAGCCGUUUCUCCAUGGCAACAAAUUUGCACUGGCAGAUGAUGCUGGCCUGCGAGUGGAUGAACACAUGAUGACUUCAGAGUCACACGUCUAUGCAGCAGGAGAUGUUUGCACAGCAUGCUGGGAACACAGCGCACUGUGGCAGCAGAUGCGUUUGUGGACCCAGGCCCGUCAGAUGGGCUGGUACGCUGGCCGCUGCAUGGCGGCGCACGUCCUGUCAGAACCAAUCGAGCUGGACUUCUGCUUCGAGCUUUUCUCUCACAUCACAAAAUUCUUCAACUAUAAGGAGGGUUCAUGGUCAUUUCACACAGUGCUGCAUGGUGUUGUCCUCUCUCUCACUCUGAGCUCUGCAUUGAAACAACUUCCUGUCUGCUGGUCAUUCCACAGGUGGUCCUGCUGGGGAAGUUUAAUGGGCAGGGGCUGGGGUCUGACCAUGAACUGCUGGUGCGCUGCACUAAAGGCCAUGAGUAUGUGAAGGUCGUCCUCAGCGGAGGCAGGAUGGUAGGAGCAGUGCUGAUCGGGGAAACGGAUCUGGAGGAGACCUUUGAGAACCUAAUCCUCAACCAGAUGGAUCUGACACAGUACGGAGAGGAGUUGCUCAACCCUGACAUUGAUAUAGAGGACUACUUUGACUGAGAACAGGGGUGGAGACUUUGGAGAACACAGUGUUUCAAGCUUAAAAGUCAUUCAAGGUAGAGAGAUGAAGAAAUCUUGCCUGAGGAAUGUGUAUGGGCGAGGUUCAGCAUUCUAUAAUGUCCAAGAUGGUGUGUUAGAUUUGUUUCUUUUGGCAACGAAGAGAAGAUAUGAACUAAUGUGUAUGUACAUUUAAGACUAUAUUUUUGCUUCAAAUUAAAUUAUUUUCAAAAAAUCACUUCAUAGAUAUUAAUAAGAAGCAGUAACAGAUCUGAACUGAGGGUAAAAAAGCAAUACAAUAAGAGACUGUCAAAGUGACCCACUGUUUUGAUAAGCAAACACACUCGUCUGUGCAGAACAAUGGGAUCUGCUUAGUGAUACUUGCUUUAGAAAAAAAGGGAACAUCCUUUUGUUGCCGUGUUGUCUUAGUGACUCUCGAUCAAGUUUCAGUCUCAACAGCACACACAGCUCCUCCUGUGCCUCAGAAGACUUUACAACAAUAGACAUUGUGGAGCUCACAUAAUACGGUCUAUUUUUCUGAGGACGUGUUGCUCUUGGGGACGCUGCUAUUUGAAAAUCCACCUUUUGUAAGGACAAGAAACAUUAGAAGUGGAAAAGAAAUAUCUAAUGCUAAAAGAAGUCAACCUCCCAUUUCCACUUGUGUGUUCUGUUUUGUUGAUUUAGGUUUUAUUUGGGCUAGUGGGCUGACCCACAGGAGCAUGCCUACCUGGAUGCAGCCACUUUUGUCAGCCAGUAAAGGUUGUUAUGGCAACAUUUUGUUUUUACUCACUGAGCGUAAUGCAAAUUGAGUAAAAUCAACAACGUGUGUGUGUGUAAAGCAACAAAAUUGUGCAAUAAACCACCAUAGUAGAGA
This is a messenger RNA of Paralichthys olivaceus (Japanese flounder), 2754 nucleotides long. RefSeq names its product pyridine nucleotide-disulphide oxidoreductase domain 1 (gene pyroxd1). Gene Ontology annotation, molecular function: flavin adenine dinucleotide binding; oxidoreductase activity. NCBI's taxonomy places the organism in Eukaryota, Metazoa, Chordata, Actinopteri, Pleuronectiformes, Paralichthyidae. The record is from RefSeq and is a predicted model, not a curated record.